This is a messenger RNA of Lacerta agilis (Sand lizard), 664 nucleotides long. Its product is annotated as phospholipase A and acyltransferase 2-like. Lineage: Eukaryota; Metazoa; Chordata; Lepidosauria; Squamata; Lacertidae. The record is from RefSeq and is a predicted model, not a curated record. Gene Ontology annotation, molecular function: A2-type glycerophospholipase activity; glycerophospholipid phospholipase A1 activity. Gene Ontology annotation, biological process: N-acylphosphatidylethanolamine metabolic process. The coding region runs from base 63 to 539 and encodes 158 amino acids. Gene Ontology annotation, cellular component: cytoplasm. The transcript is spliced from 4 exons.
AAACUGAAAAAGAAGAAAAAUAUCUGAGGAUUGAAAGAAGAGGAAGGUGAGAGUAGAACAUAAUGGCUCAGAGACCAAAGCCUGGAGACCAGAUUGAGAUUUCUCGACUUGGUUACCAACAUUGGGCUAUCUACGUAGGGGAUGGAUAUGUAGUCCACCUGACUUCUGCAGAUGGGGGUAUAGGAAAUUCUCCCCCUAUUCCCUUGUCUGCCAACACAAAAAAAGCACUGGUGAAGAAAGAAAAGCUUUCAAAAGUGGCAGGAAAAGACAACUGGAAGGUCAACAACGAGAAGGACAGAAAAUAUAAAGUCAUGCCUGUAAACGAAAUACUAAGCAAUGCAAACAAAUGUGUUGGGAUGGAGAUAGACUACAAUGUGAUCACGAUGAACUGCGAACAUUUUGCCGCCAAACUACGAUAUGGCCAACGUGUCAGUAGACAGGCAGAUGUCGGUCUCUGGGGGACAUUCGGUGCUACUGUAGGAGCUGUGGUCUUGGGUCUAAGCUUGAUAGCAGUCGAGAUCAUCGGUAAACGUCAUUAGUCAAUGUUCAAUAUAUGAUGAGACAUGUGAACAAUCUAAAAGACUGUUGGAGGACAAUCCUAGGUUGGCUUCUAAGAAGAUGCCAUUUUAAAAUAACAACAGUUUUUUGAAUAAAAAAUAAAUAU